Messenger RNA from Acomys russatus (golden spiny mouse), 1617 nucleotides. Its product is annotated as cytochrome P450 7A1. Bases 82 to 1617 code for a protein of 511 amino acids. NCBI's taxonomy places the organism in Eukaryota, Metazoa, Chordata, Mammalia, Rodentia, Muridae. The record is from RefSeq and is a predicted model, not a curated record. Gene Ontology annotation, biological process: bile acid biosynthetic process; cholesterol homeostasis. Gene Ontology annotation, molecular function: iron ion binding; heme binding; oxidoreductase activity, acting on paired donors, with incorporation or reduction of molecular oxygen. The transcript is spliced from 6 exons.
UAGAGCCACUGUUCAGGGACAGCCUUCCCUUGCUAACGAAGCAGAGACUUUCCCUCUGGGAGUUUUUCUUGCAUUUACAAAAUGAUGACUAUUUCUUUGAUUUGGGCAAUUGCUGUGAUAGUGUGCUGUUGCAUAUGGUUUAUCAUUGGAAUAAGGAGAAGGAAAGCAGGUGAACCUCCUUUGGAGAAUGGGUUGAUUCCGUAUGUUGGCUGUGCUCUGAAAUUUGGAUCCAAUCCCCUUGAGUUUCUGAGAGCAAAUCAAAAGAAACAUGGGCAUGUUUUUACCUGCAGACUAAUUGGGAAAUAUGUCCACUUCAUCACAGACUCCUUGUCAUACCAUAAGGUGUUAUGUCAUGGGAAAUAUUUUGACUGGAAAAUAUUUCAUCUCACUACUUCUUCAAAGGUAUUUGGACACAGACCCCUUUAUAGAAAUACCACAGAAAAUGUAAGCGCCACUUUUACCAAAACCCUCCAGGGAGAUGCUUUGAGUUCACUGUCUGAAGCCAUGAUGAAAAACCUCCAAUCCGUCCUGAGGCCUCCUAGCCUUCCUAAAUCAAAGAGUGCAGCCUGGGUUACAGAAGGGAUGUAUGCCUUCUGCUCCCGCGUGAUAUUUGAAUCCGGGUAUCUAACGCUGUUUGGCAGGGACGUUUCAAAGGCAGACACACAAAGAGCGCUUAUUCUAAAUAGCCUUGACAACUUCAAACAGUUUGACCAAGUCUUUCCGGCGCUGGUGGCGGGCUUCCCUAUUCACUUCUUCAAGACCGCACAUAAAGCCCGGGAAAAGCUGGCUGAGGGCCUGAAGCACGAGAACCUCUCUGUGAGGGACCAGGUCUCUGAACUGAUCCGUCUGCGCAUGUUUCUCAACGACUCUCUCUCCACCUUUGAUGACAUGGAGAAGGCCAAGACACACCUUGCUGUCCUCUGGGCAUCUCAAGCAAACACCAUUCCUGCCACUUUCUGGAGCUUGUUUCAAACGAUCAGGAAUCCUGAUGCCUUGAAAGCAGCCUCUGAAGAGGUGAAUGGAGUAUUACAGAGUGCUGGCCAAAAGCUCAGCUCUGGAGAGAAGGUCAUUCAUUUGGAUCAAGAGCAACUGAACAACUUGCCAGUGCUAGAUAGCAUCAUCAAGGAGGCUCUGAGGCUUUCCAGUGCAUCCCUGAAUAUCCGGACAGCUAAGGAGGAUUUCACUCUACACCUUGAGUAUGGCUCCUAUGACAUCCGAAAAGAUGACCUCAUAGCUCUUUACCCACAGUUAACACAUUUGGACCCUGAAAUCUACCCAGACCCUUUGACUUUUAAGUAUGAUCGUUUCCUUGAUGAAAACAGGAAGACAAAGACCACCUUUUAUAGCAAUGGAAAUAAGCUAAAGUAUUUCUACAUGCCUUUUGGAUCAGGAGCGUCAGUGUGCCCAGGAAGACUAUUUGCUAUCCAACAAAUCAAGCAAUUUUUAAUCCUGAUGCUUUCCUACUUUGAAGUAGAGUUGGUGGAGAGCUGCGCCACAUGUCCCCCUCUAGACCAGUCCCGGGCAGGCUUGGGGAUUUUGCCACCAUUAAAUGAUAUUGAGUUUAAAUAUAAACUGAAACACUAUGACAUGUGGUUGGAAGAAGAGUUCGCUGGAUGA